ACUCCUGGCUUGUUCCAAGACAGCUGCUGCUGGAGCAGCCGCGACGACGACGCCCUUGAAGGGUUAAUCCGAAGCCCCCCCACUCACGUCCCCACCUCCCGCCCCUUUCGGAGAGAGCCGCUGCGAAGCAACCUCGCUCUGGUUUGAAAACGCACCCGCAGGCUGCUUGUGCGCCCAGGGCGCACGGAGCUCGCGCUUUGGCCACCCGGAAGCCUCCGUCUCUUCUCCGGCUGCUCCCCCAAACAACCAAGAGCCCCCGACGGCAAAUCCCUCUCCUGUCUCUGGUCUCUUUCUCUCUCAGCCCAGUUCCCGCGCGGGGCCCUCCGCAGCCUGGGGACGAUGCGCCUCUGAGUGGCUCGGUUUUGGGAGACCCCCUCGCCACUUUUGCGCGCCCAGGUUGCAGCCGUCCAAAGCGCUUCUUCCAAGCCGAGCGGCCCUUCCCAAAAUGCCGCUGGCGUUCUUUUGGUGCUGCUUCUGCUUCUCCUUUUGGGGAUGUACCCUCGGGACGGGAUUCCUCUACCAGUUCCCAGCGUCGGCCUUGCAGCACAACUACCCGGAGCCGAAUUCCGGAGGGCCGUCGGGCAAUGGCUUUGCCAAUCGCCGGCACUGGUGUCAACACACGGUCACCCGGACUGUUUCCUGCCAGGUGCAGAAUGGCUCAGAGACUGUGAUCCAGAGGGUUUAUCAAAGCUGCCGGUGGCCGGGACCUUGUGCCAACUUAGUGAGUUACAGGACUCUCAUCAGACCCAUGUACAAGAUCUCCUACAGAACACUGACUGCCCUGGAAUGGCGAUGCUGUCCUGGCUUCGCGGGAAGGAACUGCGAGGAAGAAUGUAUGAAUUGCACGAGACUCACAGAUAUGACUGAGAGGCUGAACACCCUUGAAGCCAAGAUCCUUCUGCUCGAGGCUGCAGAGCAGGCUCCGCCGUCGGAAAACGACCUGCCGAUGGCAAAGACGACGGUCCCCACGUGGUACGAUGACUUGGUGCCAGAUGCCAUUCCCCUGGCCAAUCCAGGGACCAUCCUGAGGAAAGCAACAGGACCCAUCGGAUUACCGGGGCCAGCUGGGAAACCAGGACCGCAAGGCCCGAAAGGUGAAAAGGGAGAGACUGGUGAGAGGGGCCCGUCUGGACCACCAGGGCUGCUUGGACCUCCAGGACCCAGGGGAUAUCCAGGUGAAACCGGCAUUCCUGGCCCUCCGGGACCCCCAGGACCACCAGCAUCUCCUGGCUUCCCGUUAACCUUCCAGCAAGGAGUUCUGUACUCGCUGCAGCCCAACGCUGAGAAAGAAAAUGGGGAGCCACAGCUGGCAUCCACCGUGAUUGACACCAUCCUGGCUGGUUUGCCUGGGCCUCGUGGCGCACCUGGGCCCGUUGGACUUCCAGGGCCACCUGGAUCUUCAGGUCCCAAAGGGGCCCUGGGACCUAUUGGCGCACCUGGGCUGCAGGGCAUGCCUGGUUCUCCUGGACAGCCCGGAUCAAAAGGCUCCAAAGGAGAUCGAGGAGAAAGGGGGGAACCCGGUAAAAAAGGUGACGAAGGAGACAAAGGCGCAGAUGGCGAAGGUGUCCAACAGCUUCGGGAGGCCCUGAAGAUUUUAGCAGAGAGGGUGUUAAUUUUAGAGCAUAUGAUUGGAAUCCAUGAUUCUUUGUCUUCCGUUGAACCAGGCUCGGGACAAGACGUGAUCCUGGGCGCCCCUCUCCGCGCAAACGUGAAAACCAAGCGGCAUCACUCCAACCAGAUUCUGUCCUCGCUUUUGGACGGCAGCGAGAGCAAAGGGAAAAGGAGCCGAAGGAAAUAGGACACCAGUCCAACAGCGAGGGCUGAAGAUCUUCCAGAGAUUUAGGCACAGAGGUCCCUGCAGGACAGGAGGAUGGAUCAACCCGUCGGAAUAGGAAGGCAUUCCUUGAACUCUCUUUGAUCUUUAAAAUGUAUACUUCACAGUUACUACAUUGCCCUAUCUCUGCCCCUGUGUCAGUGUCCAUCUCAGAUGACCACAGUCAUGCCCAGAAACCCCAAAGGCCAUGUGCGAUAAAGAAACUUUUUAGAGGGUGCUCUUGAUGCAAGAUCUGCCCAAAUUUUCCACCUUCAUGGAAGCUUUUGCAUCGACCCCUGCUUGCCGAGGUACCCUUUUGUGUCUGCGGUGGAAUCUGCCUGCAUUCUGGAAUAUUUAGCUGUGAUUCUGUGAAUUCAUGCUGGAUGUGGCUGUUGUACCAAUUUAAUUUUAGGUGGGUUUUUCAUUAGGCACCAAAACGUUUGAUCGGGGAACUAGUACAAGACAGACCUGACAGACUCCAGAACAAAUCACAGAUCUAGCAGAAAGUUUCUUUGAAAGGUAGCCCAACAAGCUUCCUGCAAACUCGAAAGGAGAAAAAAUGAAACACAGCCAUGUAAGUAUAUGAAGAAACAAAGGAAGGAGACAUUUCAGCUUUUCCAGGAGAGCAGUGGUGGUGAUUGGAGUCCCAGAUCUCUCGUUUCACAUAUGAGCAAGGGUGCAGUCCCAGAGAAUUCAUGCACACCAAGCAGGCUUCUCUAUUCCUUCUUUCUCUCUCCACUCAGGAUGGGGGGGAAAUUGCACACAGAAUUUAUCGACAUCGCACAGCAUGAGAAGCGAAACACAGCCGUCCUACAAAAUUCACACGUAUCCAUGCUCUGCAGGGCAGUUCUCUCAUCCACCAGUGUUUACAAAAAUAAAUAAACGCAUCUAUUGGGAGAAAGCGUACCUACAAACGCAUGCACUAGUGAAAAGAGCCUACCAGGGGAAUUCUGGUUCAUUGGUUCAACCAACAGUAUUUACUAGUCCAAACCAAUAAAAGUGAUUGCAGGCAGUUGGAGAGGCUGACCCUCUGGGACUCUCCCAAGGCUACAAUUCUGUGAUCCUAAGUGCAUUCUCUCAGGAUGCAAGGCCAAUAAGGAACUGGUUCUGCCAGAGUUUACACACACCCUUUUAAAAGACUGACUACCCCUGUUAGUAAUGCGGUUAUUUUAAACAUUCGGGUCCUUUCUUUGAGCUGAGAACUCAAAGCCGCAUUCCAACCCGUAAGAUAAGUCCCAGGCCAGGGGUUAAGAAGCAUGAUCUUGGCUAUAAAUCAGAAAUCCUCCCCCAUCUCAUGCCACUUUGUCGGAGAGAAGUAAUAACUGGGGAUUCCUACACUCUUCUUUGCCUCUGCAAGUACGCUCCCAGCGUGCAAGAAGAAGAUAAGAAAAUCAUUUUAAGGGUUUAAUCCUCUUUUAAAGCUGUCCAAGAUGGCUGCCAUCUCAUCUCUUGUGGGUGUCAAUACCAUUCUUUAUGUUUAUGCCUGUCCUAAGACUUACAUUUGUUGCAUUUAGAUCCUUGCUGGUUCUCCAGGAGCUCAAGAUGGUGUACAUGGUUCUCCCUCUCGUAUAAUCCCCACCCACUGUAAGAUAGUUUGGGCUGAGAGGCAGUGACUGGUCCUAAGUCACACCCAGUGAGCUACAUGGAUGAGUGGAAAUUUGAACCCAGUUCUGCCAUGUUCAACAAAUUAAACACUACACUGCACUAAUACCUCUCCACACCAUGUAUAUUUUUAAAAAAACAUCUCUAUAACCUCACUUCGUACUCACCUUUCUCCCUAAACUAAAAGUCAUAAAUAUGGCGAGCUUUCCUCAUAUCGGGGAAUUGUUCCAGCCCCUUGGUCGUUUUGCUCAACAUUUUCGCAAACGUUUCCAUCUCUGCAAUAUCCUUUUUGAGGGGGGGCAGCCGCCCGCCCCUUCUGCUUUAGUGUUUACAGGGAUGUCCACAAAACCCGCCGUUUGCUGUGGAAUCAAACGUACGGGAAAGGUGCUAUUAAUUUCCACAAAGCUCGUUCUGAGCUGUUUUGAGCCAUGCAAGACGGUUUAGGCCGGAUCUCUGUGUGGUUUUAAAUGUUCGCAAAUAUCUCGUCUUGUUAUAAACUCCUUGCCUUCGCAACUGGUCGUGUGGUCUCGCUGAUGUUCAGCUACCAAGGUUUAUUGAGCUUUCGCCCUGUUUCAUGAGCUCCAUUGGUCUAUCAGGCCAUAGAGCAGUGAUCUCCGGUUAGGCAGCUAGAUUUCAGGCAGACACGGAAGCCAGCUUGGGUCUCUCCUUCGCAAAGCAGCCUGCUUUCCAAAGUUCGUGUUGCAGCUUCCUGCAGACCUCGCUUUGGGUCUGAGAUGUGGAAACCUGAUGUGGGCAGGGCAGUUUUGAAACCUGGUUCAGCCUGGAGGCUUCCAUAUGCUGACCCCUAAAGGGAAAUAGUUCCCCUAAAGGGAAAAGAAAGCUUUUGCCUACAGAUCGUGCAUCAUUACUGUUCAGACCUCCCAGCUGUUAAUUGUAUCUUCUCCCACCCUCCCAAUUUGCUAUGGGUUUCAUUACUGCGUAUGAAAUGUUUUGUACUAUUGGAGACACUAUUAAAGAACCCAUAGAUACCAAAACUUUCUUAUUUAAUGCACUGAGAAAUAAAACAUACUGUAAGCGAAAA
Podarcis muralis (Common wall lizard) is the source of this 4457-nucleotide messenger RNA. RefSeq names its product collagen type XXVI alpha 1 chain (gene COL26A1). NCBI's taxonomy places the organism in Eukaryota, Metazoa, Chordata, Lepidosauria, Squamata, Lacertidae. Gene Ontology annotation, molecular function: protein binding. The record is from RefSeq and is a predicted model, not a curated record.